This is a messenger RNA of Hyalella azteca, 599 nucleotides long. RefSeq lists its product as uncharacterized. The transcript has 4 exons. The record is from RefSeq and is a predicted model, not a curated record. NCBI's taxonomy places the organism in Eukaryota, Metazoa, Arthropoda, Malacostraca, Amphipoda, Hyalellidae. The coding region runs from base 36 to 533 and encodes 165 amino acids.
UGUGUCAGGAGCUUUGGUAAUAAUAACCCGAGUUGAUGAAUCCGUUAGAAACAUUCGUGAUAUUUCAAGUUGGGGUGGAAACGAAGACAUACUCUGGCAUGAACGCCAUCCACUGCGCAUGCAGGGCUGAGGUACAUAGCUUCCCCGUCGCCUGCCUGCACAAAACCAGCGGUGAAUGUCUGCCCCUGAACUCGACGUCCAAAGACCCUUUCAUCAGAACUUUCGCUCCCUCGAAUUACAGCUGCUACUUGGACGAAACGUACGCUCGUGCAGCUGGUCUGGCCCCACCCUGUCCAGCUACCUUCCACUGGGUUGCGGACGUUGGUUGUGUGGUUGUGGUUGAGACCCUCGUGACGUACGACGUCGCUCAGGCCUCGUGCCCUGGAGGCUCACAGCUCGUGUCUUUUUUCUACGACAACUUCCAGACGCUCGCCGACUACGUCAUGCAGACCUCCUACAUACCGUUAUCUGGGACUCGUCGGGGCAACACCUUUGGGGAACUUGAGAUUCUACAUUCAAUAUACCUUCAUUGAACCGCCCGUUCUUCAAAGAUUUCUAUACAACAGCAUAUGAAUUAUUGAAUUCGGCUUCCUCAUUCA